Parathielavia appendiculata is the source of this 907-nucleotide messenger RNA. RefSeq lists its product as uncharacterized. Lineage: Eukaryota; Fungi; Ascomycota; Sordariomycetes; Sordariales; Chaetomiaceae. The transcript is spliced from 4 exons. The record is from RefSeq and is a predicted model, not a curated record. Bases 236 to 907 code for a protein of 223 amino acids.
CAAAAGAAAACCGAAAAGAGACUCAGCGAUGCGACUGUUUAUUCUGAGGUACAGGGUAAUUCGUUCGUUUUCCAGCACUUGAGCGUUGAGAUAUCCCACCAAAAUAAGCCACAUUUCUCGAACAUCCAACCUCCUCAAAACAAGUGUACAAGUACCAAGGAGACCCGAUAUAUACGGCGAACUAAGCUUCCUAGUGAACCUGGAAGCAAUGUCAUAGGUAUCUCUUUGCUGCAGGAUGGCUCUGCAUCUUCCCUCGACAGGGUACACCAGUCUGUUUGUGGGAUACUGGCUGGAUCAGGCUGAGCGAACAAUCAAGCAGUAUUCUCACCAUCACUACUGGCGGGAGGAUCCUCAGAUCAUCAAGGAUUCCAACGUUCCCAAGUCAAUCUCUGCGACGUCCGCAACGAACGCCGACGGUUCUAGGCCCACUAUCAGGUCCGCCUCGCCGGCAUCAUCGACGUGCAACUCCUCGGGAACGCCUCCCGCGCCCCGUGACGAGACCUACGUCCGGGGGCUCAAGACGUACCAAGGCUCUGAUGGCCCACCGUCGUCUUCUCCCGCCGACCCGCUGGACGCCAAGGCGGGUUCAGUUACUGCGCCAACGGACGUCACGCACCUGCCUGCCCUGCGUGGUGGAGGAGGAGGUACCCGUCGCGUGGCGGAGGCAUGCAGUCCUGCGUACGAGCCGCAGUCCGAGUCCAAGAAGUUGGGGCCGUUAUGGUCGGUGCUGGGCAAGAAUGUGUUGACGCUGGAUCAAUGGCUUGAGAUGUGGGAAGACGACAGGAUGGAUGCUAUGCAAGAGGAGAUGCCGGAAUACGACGACUGUGAUGACUGGUAUGAUGAUGACCGGGUGAACUCCAAAGAUGCCGCCUUUGGAGAUGAAUGGGACAGCUACUGGGAGACGUGA